UCACUAGUACUUGUUUGACGGUCUUGGGAUGAUGGUGAUCAAUGCCCACUUCGAGGACGAAUCUGGACAUCAAACGAUGAGAAGUGGCGGAGGUCUUAGUUGGUUUCGGAUAAUAGUUAGGAGUGAGCGAGGCUGGAUGAAGGCAUUCGCGUUCGCAAACUUUCAGCUGUGAGAGAAUUGCAGGAUCUGGUGGGGUUUGGACUAUGUCUAAUUGUUGCUGUGCCUAGUUGUGAAGGAGGAGAUCACUUCGCACAGACGAAACCAUCACAGGGCGCAAAGUUGCAAACAGCAAGCAGACCAAGGCAUACUUCAAGCCCAUACUCCUCUGGCUUUAAAUACAACCGUGAUAAAGUAUCUUCCUCGAGCGAACCAUGAAUAUAGAUCAUCGUUCAAUCUCAUACGCGUCUUCACCCCAAGUCUCUUCUUCAAGCCCGAGCAUAAGCUCAGAUCUCAAUGAAAAGGUAAAAUUUCUCAGUAAAGAGAGUGCAAUCAAAAAUUCCCCCGAUAUCGCCCCCGAAGGAGAGAUAACGAUUCUCAACUCCCCGAUGUGCAAUGGAGGUUUCGUAUCGCAAGCGAAGCCAUUCAUGAGCGGCCAGCUUUCAAGAAGGUAAGUAUGAAGAGAAAAGAAAGGGAGCGGGAGGGACGGAGAAUAUAUAGGUUUUCAAGACGCUAGGCAGAAGCGCCGGAGGAUUGGUUGUUCCGGUGUUUGCACUGUUUGACAGCUCUUGCUCACGUGUUGUGAACAACGACAAUAUGUAACCAAUGAACAAGGAGUAGAUGAGUUUGGACUCAUCAUGAUAUGUAGGUUAUACCUCAGGUGGCUUCAUCAAAUCAAUUGUGGCCACUGCAAACGGAAUCUCCGUAAACUCUUGUCCUCAGCCUCGUAAAGUCCCCGCCAAGCCCUGCAAGCUCCAUCUCGCGUUAACCUCAGCCGAAAUCUAAUCGCGCUCGUCCCAAAUCCCAGUCUCAAAUUCCAUCCUGUCGCAAAUAUCAACAAUGGAUCUCGAAGCAGACGACGAGGUCUUGAGAGCGCUUGCAGAUGGCAAGUCCAUGGAUUACGAGCAAUGGCCUAGCCUUCUCACAAGAUUGAUACCUCGAUUAGAGAAAAUCAUACAAGAAGACUUCCCUCCCCCGUCCUCCAAACCCGCAACAUCCACAAUAUCCUCAUCGUCCAACCCGCCCUCCUCUCCACCACCAGCAAGCGACUCCCCCCAAAACAAAGAGAACGCCCCUCCACAACCCACCCCCACAGCCUCCCUCCCAACCCCAAUCCAAGACCUCAUCACCUCAAUAACCAGCACCCUCACAUCCCUCUUCACCAAACACCCACCUCAUACCAUCCAGCGCCUCGCCGAACUAAUCCUCCAACCAACACAACACUACCGCUCUCUCCCCGCCUACCUCCACGCCCUCGACCGCGUCGUACACGUCACAUCAGGCGCACACACUUUCCCUCUCCCGCCCGCAAUCCCCGACCCAUCAUCCCUCAGUCUCCUCUCGAACGGUACAGCCAGCAGUGUCGACCCCCUCAGCAUCUCCUGGGGAAACCCAGCAGCGUCGAUAGCUCCCGCACUAGGAUCAGACGAGAGCCUCGGCGGUGCACUGUUAACGCCUAUAUCGUGGCUGAACCGCAAUGGUUCGAGUACGGGGUCGCAUUCGCCACUUGAAGGGGAGGUAAGGACGGAGAGUACGGAGAUGAUUGAUGGGCCGAAUGGGAUGGGUGGUGUUGAGACGGUGUCUGUGUCUGUGAACGGCAUCUCCUCUACUACAGCUCAAGUCGGAAGUGAUAGCGAGGUUGCGAGUUUGAGAGCUGAAGGCGGGAUUACGCAGGGAGAAUUGUUGAGACAGGAACAGAGAGCUGGCGUGGUACCUGCGGCGCAACUUGGUGGGAGAGGAGAUAGCGAUGGACUCAGUGAGGAAGAUGAGCUACCGCAUGCGAGAGGACCAGAGGAGAUUGGCAUGGAGGAUAUGGGACCUCAACACUCAGCUGGAAGUGCUACAGAAAGAGGUGCAAUCGGUAUGCAGGGUAUCGAUAUCGAAGCUGCCGUAGGCAGAAGAUUAGACCCUCAAUCAGAUGACGACGAGGAAGAUGCCGACAAGCAAGUCAAGGAUGAAGUCGAGGCAGCAGUGGAAAGUAAACGGCCCAGCACGCCUAAACGAGACGCAGAUGAGGAGAUGGGAGGUGAAGAGAAGAGAGUCAAGUCUGAUGAUGUGGCUAAGAGUGAGGAUAUGGAGAUUGUGGAUGCUGAUGGGAAAGCGGCUGAUGAGAAGAAGUUCGGGGAAGAGGGAGAGACGAAGGGUCCAGAUGCUGUGGAUGCAACAACUGUAUAAUUUAAGUAUGAUGGCGUUGAGGGACAUUUCGCAAGAGAUGGCGCUAAAGAAGAUAUUGAACAUCUAAAGAGCCUUUUCCCAGAUUCUCAAUUAAAGCCUCGGCGUAUGCCUCUACUCUGGUUAUACUGGAACAAAAUCUCGGCACUGAUUACAAGCGACGUUGGGUACAACAGUACUCUUGUCGCUGCCAACUAACAUAUUGCAAAUUCUCCCAUACACCAAAUCACAAGCC
This is a messenger RNA of Cadophora gregata, 2563 nucleotides long. RefSeq lists its product as uncharacterized. Gene Ontology annotation, biological process: protein dephosphorylation. Gene Ontology annotation, molecular function: protein phosphatase regulator activity. The transcript is spliced from 4 exons. Lineage: Eukaryota; Fungi; Ascomycota; Leotiomycetes; Helotiales; Ploettnerulaceae. Bases 997 to 2331 code for a protein of 444 amino acids. The record is from RefSeq and is a predicted model, not a curated record. Gene Ontology annotation, cellular component: nucleus; cytoplasm; protein phosphatase 4 complex.